This is a messenger RNA of Cuscuta epithymum, 1416 nucleotides long. The record is from the annotation of a GenBank genome assembly. NCBI's taxonomy places the organism in Eukaryota, Viridiplantae, Streptophyta, Magnoliopsida, Solanales, Convolvulaceae.
AAUUGUAAUUUUAUUUAAGUUAUAUUUUUAAUUACAAUUAUAAAUCUAAUAAUUAUAAUUAUAAUUACAAUUAUAGAAAUAUUCAAAUCAGAUCAGAAUGAUUCAGAUCAGAUCAGAAACAUUCAGAUCAGAUCAGAAACAUUCAGAUCAGAUCAGAAACAUUCAGAUCAGAUCAGAUCAGCAACAUUCAGAUCAGUUCAGCAACGUUCAGAUCAGAUCAGAAAGAUUCAGAUCAGAUCAGAAAGAUUCAGAUCAGAUCAGAUCAGAUCAGAAAAAUUCAGAUCAGAUCAGAUCAGAUCAGAAAAAUUCAGAUCAGAUCAGAUCAGAACUUAAAAAAUUCAGAUCAGAAACAUUCAGAUCAGGUGAACGGAACAGCUUCUUAUCUCUUGGAGAAUAGGAAUCCGAGCUUUAUUCGGAGUUAUUCCUUGAGGAGCUCGUCCGAAGUACUGCAAGUGAUAGAAGUCAGCACCACUUGUUGACCAUCCCAAUAAUACAAUGGCUCUACUCCCCUUCAUUUUCCUUCGACGUGGUCAUCCUCCAUCCAAAUAAAGAGCACCUUUUGGAGAGGCAGAUGGAAGAACACGUCCCCAGCAGAGAGUACGUGCUGCCUUGUGACGGUGGUGAUGGAAUGCUCAGGGGAAACUGACCAGGUGAAGGAGUGACCGGCCGUUGGCCACUGACGACAAGCGGCGGUGUGGCGACCUGUGCGAUGGCCGGCGGUGAGGCCUAGAACGCUGCCGGAGGUCCAUCUGGUGCGGUCCCACUCGCUGGAGGAGUCCAUGGCGGCGGAAAUGGCGAUGGCAGCUCCGGCGACCCCAAACAGGUCUGGAAAAAACCCAGAAUUGGAGUUCUAGGCUCCGUGGCUUCUUCGCUUCCUCCCUUUCUCCGAACUCCUGCCAGCGCAGCGAACUCCGGCGGACUGAGCAAGCCCCAAAUAUUACACGGCGGCGGAUUGGCGGAUGUUCCGGCGGCGGUUGGGCAGGUGCUGCGGCGGCGGCAGUUUGACAGAGCAAGAUCCAUCCGGCCCAAGUCUUCCAGAAUCGUUCUUCUUCCUCGAACUUUUUCUUCCCUUCCUUGCUGAAAAUCCAGAUCUCCGUAGCAAACCUUUCUUUUUCCUUUUUCAAAUCAGUAGCUUUUGGUAUAACAAAUUGUAGAAAAUCAAGAACACAUGCAAUCUUUUUGAACAGAUUCACAAAGACGGCGCCAGUGUUGAGUUUAAUCCAACACGAUAUAAUAAAUAUAUGUAUAAAUGUUUAUGAACAAGCUAUUUUUACGUGGAAACGCGAAAGGGAGAAAACCACGGGACUUUUUAGGCUAAUGUCCAAGCCCUCUCAUUCUCAUUAGGACUCUCCUCACCAUUACAUAGUACAAUAUUCAAGCUCCUAUUAAUGGAGGAUCAAGCUAAUCUAGAGAAAG